CGCAGGUAUUUUAUCUAAUGUAUGCGUAUGCAUCUCAUUGGUCACAUGCGGAAGUGAGGGAAAACAGUUUUAUCAGGGAACCAGUUUUAUCUAGCGCUACAAUAUGUGACUGGUAUAAUUACUGCCGCGAAGCUGUAGUAUUAUACCAGGUUGACCAUCAGGUAGCGGUAGGUAAAAUUGGUGGCCCUGGUAAAACUGUUCAAAUAGACGAAAGCAAAUUUGGGAAGAGAAAAUACAACAAAGGGCGGAGAGUCGAGGGCCUCUGGGUUCUUGGGAUGGUUGAUGAUGGGAGUGACGACCUUAGGCUGGAGGUAUGUCCCGGCAAUGUCAGGUCUGCUGAGGUGCUCAUACCUUUGAUAGAGAAGCACGUGGCAAAAGGCAGUAUUAUAUGUACUGAUUGCUGGAGGGCAUACGACUAUCUAGCCAGUCACGGGUAUGAGCACCGACGCGUUAAUCACAGCGACCCCGAUAAUCCGUUCGUUGCCGAGGAGGACGGGACGCAUACUCAACGCAUCGAGUCCCAGUGGCGAGUAAUUAAACGUUUUUUUUUAUUAAGGACAAUUACAAUGAUAGCGAAGAUUUUUCUAAUUUAAUUAAUGAAUAUACUUCGAGAAAAAAUAUUGCAAAUAAUCAUCACGAUCCUUUUGU
This is a messenger RNA of Bactrocera tryoni, 648 nucleotides long. RefSeq lists its product as uncharacterized. Lineage: Eukaryota; Metazoa; Arthropoda; Insecta; Diptera; Tephritidae. The coding region runs from base 18 to 593 and encodes 191 amino acids. The record is from RefSeq and is a predicted model, not a curated record. The transcript is spliced from 2 exons.